This is a messenger RNA of Anneissia japonica, 1947 nucleotides long. RefSeq lists its product as uncharacterized. Bases 239 to 925 code for a protein of 228 amino acids. Lineage: Eukaryota; Metazoa; Echinodermata; Crinoidea; Comatulida; Comatulidae. The record is from RefSeq and is a predicted model, not a curated record. The transcript has 11 exons.
GUGUAAUAACAUUGUGUAAUAAAAUGCUUCUGACUUCAAUUCAGUUGGGGCCCUUAUAUUAUUAUAAUCAUAUAUUAUGUGUGUGUAAAACCGCCUUUCCUAUUACUGUAUCUUUAAAUAUUCGACUGUGUUUUUUUACAUUAAAUAAGUUAAGUACAGGCCUAUUACAUGCCUGAAUUAAAUGUUAACCUAACAAUUGUUUACGUCUAUCUUUAUAUUUCAAGAUCCCUAUGUACGAAUGGAUGGACCGAACCAAGGUCUGUCAAAAAUAUUUGUUAAACAAGACGACCCUGUUUACGAGGAGCUGAACAUAGUGCAAAAGCCACCCGAAUGUUUGCAACGCACUGAAAGACAACCGAGUUUACCAAAACCAGGCCUAAGGAGUUUUGUUGAAAAUUUCUCAGAAAGUUGUGCAAUUGAUACUUUUACAGCACCAGUUUGUCCAAUUGAGCGCCCGCCGUUACCGGCACCCAGGACUCCAUCCCCGGCUCCUAGGUCUAUACCGGAUGCAAUACAAAAACAAAUAAUUGCUGACUUGGCAAGGCAGGUGGCACAUGAAGCAUCAAACAAGAGUUUGAAACCAAACAGCCCGCCACGAUGUCUUAACAUUCGGCAUUCCAUGCAUAGUCUUCCUUCGAAAGAUGGCGCCCUAACAUGGCGAAAAAACGCAAUUCGGAGGAAGUCAGAUACUUGUGACCUUCGGAAAUUUCAAGCUGAGAUAUUAGGAAAACGAUCACCUAUCGACGAGAAAGUGACCCCCAUCAAUGAACUAUUUAGCACUGACCAGUGUUCACCAAGUGAUGAUGAAAAGACCAAUAUACUCAAAAGAGAGCAACACAGGCGAUCGUCUACCCCUCCAAUACCAGGACCGAAACCGAAUAGAAAAAAAAUUGCGCCUUUUAAACGUGCAACCACAAUUGAAUGAAAUUUUGAGGAAACCUCUACCGUCUGGCAAGUAACUUUAAUAAUAUAACGAUGUUGUGGAAAGCUCUAAAAACGUAGGUGACGCGCACCAAGUGUGAUUGUGAACGUACAGUAAUUGAGGAAAACAGAUUUACAUUAGAGUAGUUUAAGUGUGAGGCCAAUCUGCAAAUUGGCUUUGAGACAAGCCUCAUCCCUUUUGCUGAAGUGUUGGAUUUUAAACAGCGUAAACGUACGUAGUUUGUGCGACACACGUAUCCCUGGCUAAUAAAUAACACCUUCUGAUAGAUCAGUUAAGUUUGACUCCAGAAAGUUCCAUUCAGAUCUUAGUUGGUUGCAUGCCGCAAACAACAGCAGAAAACAUUGUGCUAUUCCAAAUUUAAAUUUUGAUCUUGAAUAUCAGUAGCCGAAAUAAAAUUGCGCAAAUUCACAAAAAACAUAUAUCUUUAUACGAUAUAAAAUAAUGUAACUCGUUGCAAAUAUAUGUAGACCCUAUCUUUGCAAGUAUGUACUAGUAACAACAGCACAUGUUUUAUCUUAUUAUCAUUAUGAUAAUAAUAAUAAUAAUAAUAUUAUUAUUAUUUUUAUUAUUAUUAUUAAUGUUAUGUAUUUUUGAAUUAGAUGGCAGUUAAAACAAUUUACUCAGCAUUUUAAUUGCUGGCUUAACUUAAUCCUAUAAAUGUAAUAAUAAUAAUUAUAAUUAUUGUUGUUAUUUUUAUUAUUAUUUAUUUAUUAUUGUAUUAUUAUCAAUAUUAUUACUGUCAUUAAUGGUUGUUCUUAUGAAUUACAGUGUUAUUAUUAAAGUAAGUACAUUAGGAAAAUAAAAAAUAAAUAACAAUAAUAAUAAUAAUAAUAAUAAUAAUAAUAAUUCAUUCUUAUAUAGCACAAGCAAACAAGCUCUUAAUGCACUGUACAUAAAAAAUAGAAUAACUUAUUUAUGCAGCCCUUUGCAAGCUUUUACAAAUUGUACAUAAAUGAAAGAUAAAUAAAUGUUAUAUUGAAAUGAAUGAAUGAGUGUAAAUAAUG